Pyricularia grisea is the source of this 495-nucleotide messenger RNA. RefSeq lists its product as uncharacterized. The coding region runs from base 1 to 495 and encodes 164 amino acids. The transcript is spliced from 4 exons. The record is from RefSeq and is a predicted model, not a curated record. NCBI's taxonomy places the organism in Eukaryota, Fungi, Ascomycota, Sordariomycetes, Magnaporthales, Pyriculariaceae.
AUGCCCAGAGAUCAAUGGUUUUUAGCCAGGAAGGAGGCAAGAGAAAAGGAGAUCGAAAUGAGAGAGAAGGAGCAAACGAUGAUUAUUGAUGAUUUUACGUAUUGGGAGGAGAAGGAAGCCUAUUUCGCUGAAAAAUACGCAAGUUUGAUUGGUGCGGAGCUUAAGAUUACGUUAGGAAAACCCGGAGACGAUGAACUGCCAAACGCUACGCCGUCAAGAGUUUUAAAUAGGAAACGCCGUUACCCAGAUGUAAAUUCGCGUGUUGCUACGCGUCGCAAGUUACAACAGCCAAACUCGACCAUCACUCCAGCUUUAACACGACCAACAGCAAGGGCCUCGAAACUACGUGAGAGAAGAACAACCACAAUCGCCGCUUCAGUAAUGGGCAGUUUCUAUGACGAAGGUGUGAGGAGAAGUGCCCGGAUUGCGAGGCCGCCAAGGAACCAUACUUUGCAUAAUAGGUCGUCAUCCAGGACUAGAGGUACUAGAAAAUGA